This is a messenger RNA of Perca flavescens (yellow perch), 1011 nucleotides long. RefSeq names its product zinc finger CCCH domain-containing protein 18-like. The coding region runs from base 22 to 1011 and encodes 329 amino acids. The transcript has 2 exons. Lineage: Eukaryota; Metazoa; Chordata; Actinopteri; Perciformes; Percidae. The record is from RefSeq and is a predicted model, not a curated record.
UAUGGCUGGGCCCUGGAGGGCAUGCGUCAGCUAGCUGCUGUCAGUAUGGAGGAUUGCACGCUGCCGGACAAAUGCUCCGCUGUGAUUGGCUGCCUGGAGGACUACCAGCGCCUGCACGCGCCAAUCCCGGACGCCCGUUUCCAGGAGAUGAAGGCGGUGGCGGGCGAGCUGCGCGGCGAGCGCGGCCUCCGCCAGUGGAGCUUCGCCUGGUCCAAGUGUCAGGAGGCCAAGAGGAUGUUCGACAGGAAGAUGGAGGCCGCGCUGCACACGCGGGACUCCGCCCACCGGAGCUCUGACUCCGCCCACCGGAGCUCUGACUCCGCCCACCGGAGCUCUGACUCCGCCCACCGGAGCUCUGACUCCGCCCACCGGAGCUCUGACUCUGUCAGGGGAACGCUGUCGGGACUCCUCGAGACGGACGAGGACAGCAGCCCCUCCUCCUCGCCUCCUCGCCCCUCCUCGCUGCUUCCCUCACCUCCUCCACACCCCAGCAGACCCCCAGCAGACCCCCAGCAGACCCCCCAGCAGACCCCCAGCAGACCCCCCAGCAGACCCCCAGCAGACCCCCAAGCGCACACCGAUGCUGCAGCGUCUCUUCCGCAGCGUUUCCUCCGAUGUCUCGGCAGAGAGCUGCUCCCGAGCCCCUCUCUUCCUCGCGCCUCCUCUUCCUCGUCCUUCCUGUCGUCCGUGCGGCGCCAGGCGCUGAGGAAGACGCAGAGCUUCGACUGCCCGUCCACGCCCGAGGCGGCGCGCUACUCGCCGAGCCACCGCGCCCUGAGCGAGCCGGCGCGCCGAGGAAACACGGGCGUGUUCAUCCGAGGCCUGGAGGUCAGCAGCUCCGAGGCAGCGGACCAGACGCUGUGCCCCAGGAAGGGCUCUCUCGGCUGGGCAGGACAGGGACCGCGCAGUCCCCCCCCGAGGACCACAGGCAGCCCCACGGCAUCAGACCCCCGGCCCAGGGGAAGGUGGGUAAUCAAUAAUGGACCUUCUCUUGUCUUUGGUGGGUUUUAA